GUAACAUUGAAGUUCUAAUCUUACAGUAGUCCUAAGACGCGCUAUGAUUGAAACCCCCGCAACUGUAACCUCUGCCACUCAAAGAUUAGUUCCUAGGAGGCAGACAAUCGAAGAUGCAUAUUCGCCACCAGCAAAUUUUCUGGAGAUUGAUGUGUGCCGUCCACUUACCCAUGGAGAUGGAAAGCACCGCUUCACAGACUACGAAGUUAAUCUAAGGACAAACCUACCAAUAUUUGCCCACAAGGAAUCAUCUGUCCGUCGUCGCUACAGCGAUUUUCAGUGGUUACGUGAUGAGUUAGAUCGAGAGAGCAAGAUUGUUGUUCCUCGUUUACCAAGCAAAGCAUGGAAACGUCAGUUGCCUUUUCGAGCGGAUGAAGGUAUAUUCGACGAGGAUUUCAUUGAAGAACGACGAAAAGGAUUGGAGGAGUUUAUCAACAAGUAUUUUUUUUCAUUUUGAAAUAUCUCUUUGGAAAUUUUUUUAAUUUGAGAUUAGCAUUGUUUGUGGGCAUACUUUUGGUUGACUUUUAUUAAUAACCACAACUUGUUAUUGAUUCAGAUAGCACAGUUAACGUCACCUCCAUUUUCUGUUCAGGUGUUCAGUUCACUUAAUUGUAAAAUCUUUGCCAUCUUUUCCAGCUAUGAUUCAGUGACCGAAGCACUGAAUUACCACCAGUAUGGUUUCUUGUUUAUAGUUCCUUCAGUCCGCUUAAGUUUGAACUGCCAAGCUGCAUUGCUAGUCCAUAUAAAGUAGGUGUAAGCCAUACUCAGCUAUAUUUCUCCCUUUUUAUUCAUUAUUGUCCAUUACUAACAAAUGAAGAUUCCAUAAUUUCUCCAGCUUUUUACUCUGAAACCGUUGCCAAGAUUUCAAGCCAGCGAAAUACCAUUUUUGAUUUUUUUUCAAAAUAAUUUGACUUCUGCACGUUGAACCUUUCAGUCUCUAUAUAAUAUCAAAAAGGACUGUACGAUCUACUAGGUAAAACUUUAGUGAUUUGAAGUAUGGAUAUUUAUCACGUUUUUAAGACAAUCGUACAAUAUUCAAGUGUGGUUGUUCACUUUACUUAAACUAAUAUAUAUGAAGAAUCAGUGUAGCGUAUACUUCAAAUGACAAUACAUUCAGUUACUAGUCGCUAGAGAAUUGCUGAUGAUUCGGAUACCAUUAAUCCAUUGAGAAUAAUGUUCACUUAACUGGAUCCCAGUUGAAAGUCAUAUGUUGGCAGUUCAGUUAGACUUUUCUGUAUGAUAUCAAAGAAACAGUGAUAUGCCAUUCAUGUAUAUUCUACGCUUACUCAUUUAUUAUGAUAUAUAGAUUAUGUGACGCAUAAAUUUCGUCAAAAGAUGCUAAUGCUGGAAACACUCGAAUACACUGUCACUAUCUGAUAACAUCAACUUGCGAAUAGAAGGGCUAAGUCAAAGAAAAAAAGUCCUGGGAAGUAUCUUUAAAAUCUCAUUAACAAGGUGUUCAUUGUGUGGUUAUCUACCUCAGUUCUGUAUUGACAAUUAUUCAUCUGUAAACAGAGUUAUUUUCAUAUGUAGUUAAAGAUAUACUUUGACUCCUAAAGAAGGACAGGCGAAUAAGCUUGCUAGUGACCAUCGCUUGUGAGAAGAAAUGGAAGAUUGAUUUAAAAGUAGAACUGUGAUUUAAUGUCACUCUAUGUUAGUUUUUUUUGUUUGAUAUAACACUGUGAUACAGUGUUAUCUACUAGAUUACGUUUUAAAUACAAUUUGUUCAUCACACCAAGGUAUUCACAUCACUUCCAAUAUUCAUUUUUCAGCGUUGUUUCUUUCGUCGUUUUGAGUAAAAACAAAACAAGGAUCCCUAAAACUAUAAAAGAAAGUUCAAAAGCUUAGUGGUAGUCUUAGUAUAAUCUCCACAUUAAUGAAUGAGUCUCCAAGGUGUAGGCUAUUAUAUUUAUCUAAAAAUCCUGAUAAACAGCUAUCUUUCCGCCCCGCCCCCCCCCCCCUCCUACAUACUUACUUCCAUAUGUACUUUUGAAUUGAUAAGUAUACUUCGAGUUAUCGAUAGUCAGAAAAUAAUCUGAUAUAGAGUAUACAAUUAAACUCGUCGUUUAAUACAAUCAGACAACCUUCGAAAUUGAAUAAUGCACUCCUAAUUCGUCUGUUAAUUCUCUUUGGAGCUUGACUACUUUAAAAUCAUUGGUUUAUUUUCCAUAAUGUCGUACUAUGGUCUUAUUUUUUCAGUAUUUUUUGCAUGAAAUUCACCGAAUACCAGUUGUUACUGAGACAGUGUUCAAUCUGCUUAAUUUCUACUUGCCAUCUCUUUAGAGUAAAAUUUUUCUGCUCUUUAUCAUAGCAUUCUUGCCAAACUUUCAUUGUAACUUAUCAGAUGAAGCUGUUAAAGUUUAAGUAUUGACAGCUUGAAGCAGUUUGAUGGUUCAUACUUGUCUCUAUUUCGCCAUCCUUUUAAAGUUUUAUGUGUAAAGCGAAAAAGCUUAGCCCAACGUUCCUCAUCGUAUACAUUUGUAAUUUCAAUACUAAAGUCGGCAUUAUUGAACCUCUAGAACAGCUUUGUUGUUAGUUGAAUAUUUUCGCACAACACACUUCAAUAAAAUGCGUCGAUGAUGAAGUUGAGCAUUGUGCUUUGUAGAUGUAGCAAAGAUACUGGUAUUAAUGAUCUUAGUAGACUUUCGAUCACUAUUCUAACUAUCUAUUUAGAACACUGUUAAAUUAAAAGUCGACUGUCUUUGAUUCAUCUAAGCAAGAGACAUCUAAACUAACUUUGACAGCGGAACUUCUUCCAUGUGUUCGCAGACUAUGUUGAUUAUUUUAUGAAUAGGGAUUUCUACUAAUAAAGUUGUGAAGGUGUACAGUACAAUCAACUUAUCCAGUGUUUUUAACUUUUUUUUUCAACCAAAAAAAAAAAUCAAAAGUCCGUAUUAACAACUUUCAGCAAAUCAUUUCUAACUUUUGCUACCAUCAGUAAGAAAGUUUGCGCUUCGGUGAGUUGACCAUAGAGUUAGUCACAUCGGCACAUCAGCCUUACGUAUCUUUGACCAUCCAUACUUUGAUAGCGAGACAGGAUCUUAUAAAUUUAAGUCUAUUGUAGGUUUUGCUGCCAGUCAGCUGUCUUUACUGGAGUUCUCUGAGCUCUUUAGUGAUUCUUAUCUCAAUAACUUCUGUUAUCUCUUGAUAUCAUCGUUUUUAAAUCGAGAGAUAUCAUAGAAUCUCUUCAUCCUGUAGAUAGAACCAUCCUUUAUUUAGUAUCAGGACUGGAGUUUUUAUCAUCUCGAAAAGCUACAAUUUGUCAUUUUACACGUAGUACUAGUUGCUGAUAUUGACAAGUUUGAACUUAUAUUCGUCAGUGGAUUGUAGAUAGUACAGUUCUUGAAAGCAGUUCUCGAACGGGGUUUCCGUAUCCAUUCUGCCGAAGACCCUUGUGUAAAUGUAAAAUUGAAAACUUAGGAAAACAGCCUUUUGCUACAUCUGGUUCAACUGAACACCUGAUAGAUGUUUAUAUAUAUAAUAUCUAGUUUUUCAAGAAUUUUAAUAUAAAGCUUGUUUGUGA
Molecule: messenger RNA, 3523 nt
Organism: Heterobilharzia americana
Lineage: Eukaryota; Metazoa; Platyhelminthes; Trematoda; Strigeidida; Schistosomatidae
Source: the annotation of a GenBank genome assembly